AUAAACACCUGCUGGGUUCUGCUGCUUAGGCGGUAUUUCCACCUGUUCCGCUUUAGUUUCAAAAUGUCGAGAUCAAAUAAGAAAACUAAACGUUUAUGGGAAACUCGUAAUUUGCGAGUCUUGGUAGACAUGGAUUGUGUAUUAGCGGAUUUCGAAGGCUCUCUAUUGAAAAAAUGGAAAGAGCGGUAUCCAAAUGAACCGCACAUCGCACUAGAAGAGAGAAGAGGGUUUUAUGUUACUAAACAGUAUGGAGAUAUACGCGAAGAUCUGAAGAGUAAAAUUAUAGAAGUUCUUUCUAGUGAAGGGUUUUUCCGUGAACUACCUCCUAUAGAAGGUGCUAUAGAUGCCAUAAAAGAAAUAUCUUCCAUGGAAGGAGUGGAAGUAUUCAUAUGCACCGCACCGUUAAAAGAAUACCAGCAUUGUGCGGUUGAAAAGUAUGAGUGGAUUGAAAAAUACUUUGGAAGAGACUGGCUAGCGCGGGUCAUAUUAACAAGGGACAAAACCGUCAUCAGUGCAGAUUUGUUGAUUGAUGAUAGGACUGAUAUAACAGGUGCUGAGAAGAAUCCAAGCUGGAGACAGGUGGUAUUUACAGCUUGCCAUAACAAACAUACUCCCUCUAACCUCCUGCCAAAACAUUCAGUGAGGUUGGAAAGCUGGUUAGAUUCUGACACUUGGAAACAAAUUAUUGAGGAUGCUAAGAAAAAACUCUAGCAGCAUAUGUAGUCAGAAAGUUUUCAUUUAUGAUAGAUCCCUCAGUCUUGAUGAUGACUUAUUAGUCCCUCUUGCCCCCUCCCCCUGGGGUGGGUUUGAGCAUUUGGAUCUGGUGUUGACUCUCUCACUUACGUUUUCCUUUACAUCUUUCUUGUAUUCAUCUAGUCUUGUUUCUAAUUUUCUUCCCGUCUCUCCAAAAUAAACUGUCACAGCUCCCACACCUGAUUUCAUAUACUAUUCCACACUUCUUGUUGUCUUCUAUCUUAUCUUUUGGAUGUACAAGAAAGUUUCUGAGUUUUGUGUGUGGUUUGAAUGACACUCCGAUGUUUUCCUUCCUCAUUGCAUUCAUGAUUUUCUCUGAUAUUCCUUUCACGUAUGGGAUUGUAACUUGUCCUUUGGAUUUUUCCACUUUCUGGUCUUUCUUAUUUUUGGAUAUCUUAUUUCCUGAUCUUUUCAUUUCCAUUUGAUGUUUCACCUUCUUUAUUGUCCAUUUAGGGUACUUACAUUGUUUCAAUGCCUCUUUUAUAAUGUUUUCUUCUUCCAUUCUGUCCUCUGGUUCAGUCACUAGUUUGUAACAGCGAUCUAACAAUGUUCUUACCACUGCCAAUUUGUGUACUACUGGAUGGUGGGAUGUGAAAUCCAGAUACUGGUUGAUGUGAGUUUUCUGUACACUUUGGUUUUUAUGGACCCAUCUGCUUUGACUAUAAUGUCUGUAUCCAAGAUUGCUAUGUGGUAGUCCUUGAUUUCUUCAUUGGUGAAUUUUAUGCUAUUCAUCAAGACUGAGGUAAGUACCUGUUCACUUUCACCUGAACAGGUAAUUCAGUUGUGACCAAGUCUGUCAGAGUGAACAGACGAAACAGUCA
This is a messenger RNA of Lingula anatina, 1574 nucleotides long. Its product is annotated as 5'(3')-deoxyribonucleotidase, mitochondrial. Gene Ontology annotation, biological process: pyrimidine deoxyribonucleotide catabolic process. NCBI's taxonomy places the organism in Eukaryota, Metazoa, Brachiopoda, Lingulata, Lingulida, Lingulidae. Gene Ontology annotation, molecular function: 5'-nucleotidase activity. The record is from RefSeq and is a predicted model, not a curated record. Gene Ontology annotation, cellular component: mitochondrion.